This is a messenger RNA of Neocloeon triangulifer, 1966 nucleotides long. Its product is annotated as TLC domain-containing protein 5-like. Gene Ontology annotation, cellular component: membrane. Bases 215 to 886 code for a protein of 223 amino acids. The transcript has 3 exons. The record is from RefSeq and is a predicted model, not a curated record. NCBI's taxonomy places the organism in Eukaryota, Metazoa, Arthropoda, Insecta, Ephemeroptera, Baetidae.
UUUUCAGAGGACACAUUUGGGGCCACAGGACGGACCAAAUCGCAUGCAGCACAAUUUGUGCUGGUGAUCGCGGCGAAUUAAAUUAAAUUGUUUGACAAUUGUUAACGGCGAUCGCCCCCGAUGAAGAAUCUCUAGCUUCCGUAUGAGAAGGUCGUUCGGUCGGCUCGUCGACUUCGCUGCAAAUUAUUAGGUUGUUUGAAUCGCACGGACUAAAAUGAACGAAGAACUGACCUACGUUGCCAUAACGACGACCUUCUGGUCCGUCUUCUACCUGGUGCACCAGAAACUGAGCAAAAAGGAGCCUGAGUUCAGCUGCCGCCUUGUGACCUUUGUGCACGCAUGUGUGGCCAACUGCCUGGCGAUGUGGCACUGCUACUUGGCAACCCCUCAAGACUAUGGUAGCGAAAAUUCCAGCAUGCAGAAGUUCACUGUGAGCAACAGCCUGGGCUACUUCAUCUUUGACAUGGUGUGGUGCCUGUACUACCAGACCGAGGGCGUCACCAUGAUCAUCCACCACCUGGUCAGUCUGACGGCGCUCAGCUCGGUGCUGGUCAAGGGCGUGUCGGCCACCGAGGGCAUCGCCGGCAUUGGCGGCAUGGAAAUCACCAACCCCCUGCUGCAGGCCCGCUGGUACCUUCGCACCACUGGAAGAAAAGACACGUGGCUCUACACGGUGGUCGAGUUGGCGUUCAUGUCGCUCUUCUUCUUAAUCCGAGUCGUGUACGGCUUUUUCUUAAUCAAACGGGUGCUGCUGCAUCCGAAGCCUGAUCUUUUCACGAAGGCGCUCGCCGCCUCGUUCUACAUGCUCACCGUCACUUUCAUGUACUACAUCGCGUCUUACUUUUACGCAAAGUACUUACGGAAAUCAAGCAAGAAGGUCGAGUAGUCUGACCUGUUGGGAAUAUUAAUUGCUGUGAAACGAUUAUUGCGAAAAAAAGAUCACCAGACACGGGGUUUGGAAACGACUAGGAUCUGGACAGCCUACCACCGAUAGUGGGUUCGCUUUUUGCGUGAGAGACAGAAAGAGUUUUGAAUUUGAACGAAAUGUGAAACAAUCAAUGACCGUUAGCAGGUGCUGAUCAUAUUAAUUAAGUUGCAUGUUUUUAUUACUUGCUCAGAAUUGAAUCUCUGUUUGCCAGAAAUAAGCUCGUUUCACUAUUUUGCUUUUGGUCAACAGACGAUUGCAGAAAUGGAACUGGCGGCAAUGCAGUUCCCUUUUAUCACAGUAUUUUCAAAUUGAAAAAUAGUGAAUAUAUGUUGUAACGGCAUGCCCGAAAUUUGGGACAAAAGGAUUUUAUAUGUCCUUGGAGUUUAUGCAUGUUUACUUCCAAAUAUUCCAGGUCUUACUUCCAGUUCAAAUGACCGUAUUAUUUAUUUUUUCUUUGAGUGAAUUCUGUUUUUUUCCUUAUAUGUUUCUUUUUAAAUCAAGAUGUAUAUCAGCAUGACCGUUUUGUAAAUAGAUACAAGGCUUAAAUGGACUGAGAUUCGCACCAAAGGUAUGCCUUUUGGCUGGCCAGUUGUCAAAGUUUCCAAACCUUGGGACAAAAUUAUUAGAAAAUUGUUACGUUUUUGUUUUUUAUCUUUGAAUUGUCAGUUGAGAGACGUUGUUGUGUUUUGCAGAAAUGCUGCUUGGUAGCAAUACACAUUCAUGAACAAGCAAUACUUAGAAUCUUUCGUGUAGGGUCCAACUACUCGCCUCGUUUUGUUUUUCAUAGCAUGCCAUCACUUUUCAUUCUACUUUGCUUCUUGACACAAUCCAUCACAUCCCUUUUUCCGUAAGUGCAUGGACAGUGCGCUCUUCUAGUCAGCCAGCAUAAAUAACAAUAUUACGAGAGACCAGAUUUUCUUUUGAUUUAUUGUGAAGUUUUUUAUAUAGACCUACGGCAAGAAUUUUGCUUCUGGAACUGUUGAACAGUAUGUAGCCAAAUUACAUGUUAUGAUGCGUUACACAUUAAUAAAAUUGUGA